This is a messenger RNA of Chilo suppressalis (striped riceborer), 697 nucleotides long. The record is from the annotation of a GenBank genome assembly. NCBI's taxonomy places the organism in Eukaryota, Metazoa, Arthropoda, Insecta, Lepidoptera, Crambidae.
GUGUGGAUAAAACGCACACACUGUCUCAGAAAUUUUAUGCAUGUAAUUAGGUCUAGAUAUCUAGAAAGCCUUGGCGUAAUGCAUGACGACCUUGACUCCCAUGUACAUUGUAAUACAAGUAAGCAGGGGACGCUAAAUGCGAUUGCCCUAGACGGCUGUGGGAGCGGAUUUAUCGCGUACACAUGUGUGAAGAAAUCUGCCCGCAAAGUACGCACGAAACGACUUGAUGGCUAGAUCAUCGCUGGGCCUCGUUCUCAGAUACAAUGCUCCGACGACUCAGAACAAUGAAAUCUUCGAGGAAUGGUUGGAGUCACAAGGAAUCGAAGUGUCACAGCCUGAAGAUUUGCCCGUGGACGCCUACACAGAAAAGGAGCGUUGGAAAAAUGUAGCGCCCCCAAAGAAGGUCAAAAGCCACGACGACCCAUUGCUUCGCUUCCUUCAGUAUGACGGAAAAGUGCUCGCAUUCAACGUGGUGUGGGACGAUCGCGACUCCGAAAAUGGUGAACUGCGACCUUACAAGCUUUUGUACUUCUUACAAGAUGACACAAUCGCUGUCAAGGAACUUCAUGAUGAUCGAGGUGGAAAAGACCCCUUUCCUUUGUUACUUAAGAAAACGAAGCUCUCAAAGAAAUGGAAUGAAAAGCCCGGUAAGACAUUUUUUUUUCAUUUUCUUAUUUUUCAAUUUCCAAAUAAAUAG